AUGACUCCAUGGAUUGACCUUGGGAAAGGGGCAAUUUUGUACCAAAUGAACCCUUCAAUCUACCACAUUGAUUAUUGCACAACCUUAGAAAGAUUAGGAUUAGGACAUCUUUCUACUGAUGUUUCAAGAUCUCGAGCUUCUUUAAUGGGAUCACGUGUCACAAAGUCAGUGAAGGAUUAUCCACAUGGAACACCUGUCUUGAUAUCCAUGGAUGUUACCAGAAAGAAGCACAACUUAAAGCUUGAUGGGAUCAUACGAACAGUCAUAACUCUUGGAUGCAAAAGUAAUGGUGGAUCUGCUGCUGAUUGUGUGUUCUCUAAUUUCUCAAUUGUACUAAGUGAAGAGCCAAUAGAAGAGCCUGAAACAAUAAACAUGGGAGUAAUUUAUGGUCAAAGUAAGGUCAAUGGAACUGAAGAAGAAGAAGAUGAUGAUUUAGCAUCUGUUGACUUAGAUCACUGGUUGUAUUUCCCUCCUGAAGAGAAAGUGAUAGACAUAUCAAAGAAUUUAAGACACAUGGUGCAUCUGGAAAUAAAGAUCAAUGCCAUAUGUGAUCCGAUGUGUAAAGGUUUGUGUCUCAAAUGCGGUCAAAAUUUGAAUACAAGUAGCUGUAAUUGUAGUCAACAGACCAAUCGUGUAAUCUUGUCUAUGUUGAAUUGCUAUUUUAUAUAA
Molecule: messenger RNA, 669 nt
Organism: Lactuca virosa
Lineage: Eukaryota; Viridiplantae; Streptophyta; Magnoliopsida; Asterales; Asteraceae
Source: the annotation of a GenBank genome assembly